Messenger RNA from Macadamia integrifolia, 989 nucleotides. RefSeq lists its product as uncharacterized. Gene Ontology annotation, biological process: positive regulation of growth. The record is from RefSeq and is a predicted model, not a curated record. NCBI's taxonomy places the organism in Eukaryota, Viridiplantae, Streptophyta, Magnoliopsida, Proteales, Proteaceae. The coding region runs from base 174 to 806 and encodes 210 amino acids. The transcript has 2 exons.
CAAAGUCGUCACUCCACUGUCUUCUUUCUUCUUCUUCGACCUUUCCCCUUCCUCUCCGUCUGCCACCACCUCCUUCCAAAAAAUAAACUAAUUCCCGCUGCCCCUUUCUCUCUCUUUCUCUAGCCUAGUUGCCUCCUCCCACGAGUAAAGCAAUAGGAUUUAGACCAAGAUAGAUGAUGAUCACUGACUCUAAUUCAUGUAUCUAUCAUGUCUGCCAUGAAAAUUUCGGCAACAUGAUUGCUGAAGCAGUACUUUCCAAAACGUCUGCUUUUCGGCAGAAAAUCCGAGCCCCUUGGAAAAUCUCCCAAACAGACUUUAAUCCGGUUCUUGAGUUGGGAGUUGAACCUGAUGGAGGAUGCCUCAAUUGGAUUUGGUAUCCGGUUUCAAGAGAAUCACUACUAUUUAUUCGGUGUAAAGGGGAAGAACAACAAAUUAAUAUAGCUGGUGCCACCGUCAAUGCUUGGUGGUUCCGACCUCAGGUUACGAUAUGUGAAUGUGAUACUUCUGGUGGAGAGAUGUUAUCGACAAGUUUAAAGACUUCAAUGAGGUUGAAGUUGAGGAACAAGUGGAGGAAGAAUGGGGAAGGCGGCGAGUCUGGGUCAUCAGGGGACGAGUCGCCGGCCAAGGGAUGGAGAGACACGUUGAAGGGGAUAAUGGAAUGGUUAGCACUUAUGGUGCACGAUACUGUGAGAAGGCAAGCAGAGAGGAAUUUUGAGAGGCAAAAUUUCGAAGGGAAGCCUUCAAGGUGUUUGAUGAGGACGGCGACGGCUUCAUCUCUGCCCAAGAGUUGCAGGAGGUCCUCAUGAAGCUCGGGAUGCCGGAAGGCAGAGAUAUCUCUCGAGUUGAGCAGUUGCAGGGGAGCGAGGAGAUGGAAAGAGGAGAGAAAAUGGUGUAGCAGUGGUUGAUUGAAAUUUUGAAUGAUUUCCCUCAAUCCAACGAUUGUAUUAAGAUUAUCAAAUCUUACAGCUAAAAUCCCACUAUCAUACCUA